AUGAGCCUGAGGCUCCGCUGGGGAUUUUAUGGCGCGACUCUCGGACUUAUCGUCCUCCAAUCCAUAUCCGCGCUCAUGGCAGGGACAAGCGGGGAUAACCUCUCCUCGAAUAAGACUUCGGUGCGGGAUGGUUUCAUCGGGUAUCUCUGUGUUGAUGUGGUUGUGGAUUUUCGUGUUGUACGCACUACUUCCCAUUCAUUUGAUUUCAACACGGGGUUAACUGUUGGUUUCAUGGAUAGGAUAUCGUACCAUAAAAGACCGGAGUCGACCCAUUUCUUGACGAGGGCUUAUGUCCAUUUCAGCUCUUUCUGUUUUAUUGCGUUCAGUCAAUUGGUGUUUGGGAUUCUUCUCCUCGCCCAAAUCCACAAGGCGUGCCACAGAAAUUUCACCAAUUCAGUUACGAGGGGGUAUGCGUGUGCUACGCCGGCGCUUGCAGGAAGUUUGGGGUUGGCAAGUUGUAUUUUUGCAUUGGCAACGGCUCUGAUAAUAAAACGCGCUGCGGCGCCGUUCUCGGACGGGUUGAGAUCGAAUAUUGCUCACCUUGGUGUGCGGAGAGGUUGA
This is a messenger RNA of Laccaria bicolor S238N-H82, 561 nucleotides long. RefSeq lists its product as uncharacterized. Bases 1 to 561 code for a protein of 186 amino acids. The transcript is spliced from 5 exons. The record is from RefSeq and is a predicted model, not a curated record. Lineage: Eukaryota; Fungi; Basidiomycota; Agaricomycetes; Agaricales; Hydnangiaceae.